This is a messenger RNA of Morus notabilis, 4021 nucleotides long. RefSeq lists its product as uncharacterized. NCBI's taxonomy places the organism in Eukaryota, Viridiplantae, Streptophyta, Magnoliopsida, Rosales, Moraceae. The transcript has 12 exons. The coding region runs from base 191 to 3805 and encodes 1204 amino acids. Gene Ontology annotation, biological process: signal transduction. The record is from RefSeq and is a predicted model, not a curated record.
CUUUCCCUUUCUUUCUCAUCUGAAUUGGGAAAAAAUAAAUAAAUAAAAAAGUCGGUAAUCUCUUCUGAGUUUUGUCGUUUGAUUUUCCUGGUUUUGAAUCGAAGUAAUUGGUCGUUGGUGGGUAAUCGGAGGUGCGGAUUAUACGACGUCGUACGUGUGGUUUGGUUAGGUAGGACUGGACUGGACAGAGAUGGGUGGUGGUGAAGUUGAAGCGGUGGGGAAUGGAGGAGGAAUAACAGCGAUGGAAUUCUUCCGGGAGGGGGAGGGUGAUGAAACGGCGUCGUACACUUGGCCUCCGAGAAUCCCCAGACGCCUUUCCAGGCGCCUCCACUGUAAGACUCCCUGCACCGUCGAGAAAAUUGAAGCUAAGCUUCGUCUCGCCGAUCUUCGCCGUCAGGAAUACUAUGAGAAGUUGUCGAGCAAGGCACGGCCGAAGCCUCGAAGUCCCGUGCGGUCUUCCUCUCCUGAGGAGGACCUCGGGCAGCGCCUUGAAGCUAAGCUACAGGCUGCUGCCCAGAAAAGGUCAAGGAUGUUGGAAAAGGCUCAAAUGCGCUUAGCUAGGUUGGAUGAGUUGCGGCAAGCAGCUAAAAGUGGGGUAGAAAUGCGUUAUCAGAAGGAACGAGAGAAAAUUGGCUCAAAAGUACAAUCACGUUUUCAACAGGCAGAGGCAAAUAGAAUGAUGAUGCUUAAGGCUUAUAGACAAAGAAGGGCCACACUAAAGGAGAGAUCAUCUCAGUCAUUAUUGCGCAAGAUGGCACGAGACAACAAAUACAAGGAAUGUGUACGGGCUGCAAUUCACCAAAAACGUGUGGCUGCUGAGAAGAAGCGAUUGGGAUUUCUGGAAGCAGAGAAGAAGAGGGCUUGCGCUAGGAUGUUGCAGGUUCGCCGAGUUGCUAAGUCUGUCUCUCAUCAACGUGAGAUUGAGAGGAGGAGAAUGAAGGACCAGUUGGAAGAUCGGCUACAAAGAGCAAGGAGACAAAGAGCAGAAUAUUUAAGGCAGAGAGGUAGGCUUCAUAAUUCCGUUCAAGUGAACUGGAAUACGAUGCACAAGCAGGCUGAUCUCCUCUCUAGAAAAUUGGCAAGGUGUUGGAAGCAGUUCCUUAGGCACAGAACUACCUUGUCAUUGGCAAAGGCUUAUGAUGCCCUAAAUAUAAAGGAGAAACACGUCAAAUCUAUGCCUUUUGAGCAGCUUGCUCUUCUGAUUGAGUCAGCUGACACUCUACAUGCUGUGAAAGCUUUACUCGAUCGUUUUGAGAGUCGAUUAAAGGUCUUAAGAGCUAUUGCUUCUGCUAGUCAUACACCCGGCACGGAGAACAUUGAUCACCUUCUCAAACGAGUUGCUACUCCAAAGAAAAGGACUACUCCAAGGAAAACUCUGAGGGGAAGAGAGGCAAAGAAAGCAACUACUUCCAGGGAGACAGCUAACAAUCUAACUAGAUUAUCAAGGUAUCCAGUAAGAGUAGCCCUUUGUGCUUACAUGAUCUUGAGUCACCCAGAAGCAGUUUUCAGUGGUCAAGGAGAGCGGGAGAUUGCUUUGGCCAAGUCCGCUGAAGAAUUUGUUCACGAGUUUGAAUUGUUACUGAAGAUUGUACUAGAGGGGCCUGUGCAUAGUUCUGACGAAGAGUCUGAGUCUGUGACGCCUAAACGUUCAACCUUCAGAUCGCAGCUAGCAGCUUUUGAUAAAGCAUGGUGCUGUUACCUAAAUUGUUUUGUGUUGUGGAAAGUUAAGGAUGCACAGUUACUGGAGGAAGAUUUGGUUAGAGCAGCUUGCCAGCUAGAGCUCUCAAUGAUGCAGAAGUGCAAGAUGACCCCCGAAGGAGAUAGUAGUGACCUUACUCACGAUUUGAAGGCUAUUCGGAAGCAGGUGGGGGGAGGGUGGGGUUGGGGGUUGUUCUUAGAAGAUUGUCUCAUUCUAGGAAAUGAAAAGGUUACAGAAGAUCAACAUCUUUUGAGGGAAAAAGUGCAUCACCUGAGUGGGGAUGCUGGGAUUGAGCGGAUGAAUUCUGCACUAUCUGAAACACGAUCCAAAUAUUUUCUAGCCAAGGAAAUUGGUAGCCCAUCGAGGUCACAGAUUACUCAUUUUAUCUCUCCAAGUCCGCCUAGUUCCUCAGGUGGUCCUUCGUUCACUACCUCAGACAAGAAAAGAAACAUGGUUGAGAGUAAAGAGCGUCCAAGCCGCGUGGUUCGCUCCUUGUUCAGGGAAGAUGAUACUCCUGAAGGCCCUCAUUCUUCUGCUCCAAUAGCCAUUUUGGAUGAACAACUGGGAUCUUCUAUUGAGAAGUUGGCCACAGAGAAUGAAUUGAUUGUAAAUGAAUUUCUUCACAAGCAGCAUGAGGGGUUCACUGAUAUCUUUAAUUUAAAUGAUGAAGAUCAAAACGGUGUAAAGGCAAAGAUAAGAGAGACUAUGGAGAAUGCUUUCUGGGAUAGCAUCAUGGAAUUAAUGAAAAGUGAGGAUCCUAAUUAUGAUCGCGUUAUUCAACUGCUAAAAGAGAUAAGGGAUGAACUUUGCCAGAUGGCUCCAGAGACCUGGAGACAAAUGAUUAUGGAAGCUAUUGAUCUUGACGUUCUCUCUCAGGUGCUUAAAUCUGGUAAUCUGGACGUUCAUUACCUUGGAAAUAUCCUGGAAUUUGCAUUGGACACUUUGCAAAAACUCUCUUCCCCGGCUAAUGAUGUUGAGAUGAAGAAUACUCAUCAGAGGUUAAUGAAAGAAUUAGCAGAUACAUGUCAGGCCAAAGAUGGCUCAAACCAUUCAAGUGUUAUUGCGAUGAUCAAAGGUCUGCGCUUUGUCCUAGGGCAGAUUCAGGUGCUUAAGCGAGAGAUAAGCAAAGCACGUAUAAGAAUCAUGGAACCUUUGCUAAAGGGAUCCGCUGGUUUGGAUUACCUCAAGAAUGCUUUUGCCAAUCGCUAUGGAUCUCCCUCUGACGCAUACUCCUCCCUACCAUUAACGGUGCAAUGGCUAUCUAUUGUGUGGAAUUGCAAAGAUCAUGAGUGGGAAGAACAUGGACAUUCCCUCUCUGCUUUGGACAAUGAAAGUUCAUCUCAUGGCUUGAUUCCUUCCACCACCCUUAGAAGUGGUGGAACCUUUGUGGUCAAACCUAACAUGACUUCUGUUGCAUCUGGGGCUACCAAGACCGCAGGUAAUCAACAGCCAGAAUGCAAGGGAGAAAGAGUUGAUUUGCUCGUCAGGCUGGGCUUGCUCAAGUUGGUAAGUGGUGUAACUGGUCUGACACAAGAAGUUUUGCCCGAAACUUUUAUGCUGAACCUCCAGAGGCUGAGGGCUGUUCAGGCUCAACUUCAGAAGAUUAUUGUAACUGCUGUCAGCAUUCUUAUUUGCCGACAAACCCUCGUAAGUGAGAGAAUAAUAGACAGCUCUAGGGAUAUGGAGGGAAUUGUGUCAGAAUGCAUAGAGAGACUAGUGGAGCUCUUGGAUGUUGUGGAAGAUGCAGGUAUUGAAGAAAUUGUUGAAUCAAUCAGUAGGUUCUCAGUGAACAGUCUCGAAGAUGGAGACGUCCAGAAGCUGCAAUCACGGAAGGCGGUCAUGGCGAGGAUGUUAGCAAGGAGCUUGCAAGCCGGGGAUCCUGUAUUUGAAAAGGUAUCCCGAGCUGUCUAUGCUUCUGCCAGAGGAGUCGUGCUCGGAGGGAGUGGACCCCAUGGAAGAAAACUAGCUGAGAUGGCGCUCCGACAAGUUGGAGCUGCUGUACUGAGUAAGAGACUGGUGGAAGCUGCUGAAGUUUUAGUGGUGGCUGCUACUGUAUCAGUUAGUGUUCAUGGACCAUGGUAUACACAACUGACUGAUACCAUGUGAAGUAUGAUUUGGCGUACAGAAGAAAAUAAUGCACAGAUGUAGAUGGUAGGAGUUUUUAUUUAAAGCUGUGUCUUAAUUAACUGCAGUUGUAAAUUAUGGAUAUAGAUUUUAACUAUUAAUGCAAAAUUCUUUCUUUCUUUGGUGUAAUACAAGGGAACAACAUAUGUAAAUAUGUUUGGAUGUAAUAAAGCGGUCUGUUUCGAUCCUUUCUUUGCC